Seriola dumerili (greater amberjack) is the source of this 504-nucleotide messenger RNA. RefSeq names its product neuromedin B (gene nmbb). Lineage: Eukaryota; Metazoa; Chordata; Actinopteri; Carangiformes; Carangidae. Gene Ontology annotation, molecular function: neuropeptide hormone activity; neuromedin B receptor binding. Gene Ontology annotation, cellular component: neuron projection. The record is from RefSeq and is a predicted model, not a curated record. The transcript is spliced from 3 exons. Gene Ontology annotation, biological process: neuropeptide signaling pathway; positive regulation of hormone secretion. Bases 40 to 447 code for a protein of 135 amino acids.
ACUUGCUCCCUGAAGAACAGUUCGCCACUCCGCGCAGAGAUGAGAGGGUUUACGCUGAAUAAUGUUUGCCAGUGUGGCUUAUUUACUUAUCUUGUCUUAUUUUCCUUUGUGUCUUUUACCACUGCAGUCAGUUUCGACUUGACUGAGCUUAGGAAUAAAGUUGCAAAAAUUAAAGUGAAUCCAAGAGGCAAUCUUUGGGCUACAGGACACUUCAUGGGAAAGAAGAGUGUGAUGGAUACGCCCCUGUUGCCUUCAGCGGAUGGACAGGGUGUCGAUGCGCUGGAAGUCACCCUCCCUGGGGAGCAGAGCGCCCUCGGGGAGCUUUUCCAAGAGUUUCUGCGGGUGGCGUUGCAAGCGCAGGUUGAUCCACAAGAGAGCCGCUCGAAAAAUCAGGAGGGGGACUUGUUGAUGAAGAUUUUAGAAAGCUACAUCCAAAGCAGAAAGUGAUACAGAAGAUGAAACUCUGGCAUGAACACGGAUCCGAGGUCACCUGACCUGAUGGGU